Anguilla rostrata (American eel) is the source of this 983-nucleotide messenger RNA. RefSeq names its product adenosine receptor A3-like. Gene Ontology annotation, molecular function: G protein-coupled adenosine receptor activity. Gene Ontology annotation, cellular component: plasma membrane; synapse; dendrite. Bases 116 to 676 code for a protein of 186 amino acids. The record is from RefSeq and is a predicted model, not a curated record. Gene Ontology annotation, biological process: G protein-coupled receptor signaling pathway. The transcript has a single exon. Lineage: Eukaryota; Metazoa; Chordata; Actinopteri; Anguilliformes; Anguillidae.
UCUCUGCAGAUACAAAAGAGUGGUCUCCCAGCAGCGUUCCUGGGUUGCUGUGGCGACGUGCUGGUUGCUGGCAUGUGUCCUGGGAUUCACCCCGUUGCUCGGGUGGCACAAGCCCAUGAAAGAGAUGCAAUAUGGCUACACGUUCAUGGACGUGAUGGACAUGCCCUACUUGAUCUACUUCAGAUUCUUCGGCUGCAUCCUGGCCCCUCUGUUGGGGAUGGCUCUCCUCUACGCUCGCGUCUUCUGGACCAUCCGUAAGCGCCUGCAGGAGUCCGCGGCCAGCGGUUCGGAACACGGAACGUAUUACCUGAAGGAGCGGAACCUGGCGCUGUCCCUGGGCCUGGUCCUCGCCCUCUACGCCGUCUGCUGGCUGCCCCUGCACAUCAUGAACUGCAUCUCUUACUUUGGCGGUAAGGACCUGCCGUUCGACGCGGGCGCCCUCCUCUCGUACGUCAACUCAGCCGCCAACCCCCUUGUUUACGCCUUCCGGAUCCGCAAGUUCCAAAAGGCCUACCUGGAAAUCUGGAGGCGGUACUUCCUGUCCCGGGGCGAGGAGGGGCCCCAGGGCGAGCAAUCGGGCGAUAACUUGGGCAGCGCCUGCCCGACCAGCACUAACCAGAGCGACAGGAUGGUGAGGGGACCAUGUGAACCCAUUGGCCACGAGCUGGGCUUUUGAACACUGAAAGUUGUAGGCAUGAGCGCCAGAAAGCAUUGCUCUCCAUAGUGUUCAGCGUCUCUGUGGCGGUUGGUGAUUGGCAGUUGGGAUGGGGAAUUUCUCUCUAUUUAAAAUGUCUCCUUCCGAGGCCGGAGAAGACAUUUUAUGUCUGUGUGCAAUAUAGUCAAGAAUAUUAGAAAACGAAAAUGGUUGUAUUUGUGUUGUAUGAAAUGUUGCUAAACAGCUUCUCCUAUCAUCCAUAUCAAGAGUAAAAACAUAAAUAAAAAAUAUUUAGAGAUAUAUAUAUUCAUAUAUUUUUUAAUUAAAU